This is a messenger RNA of Brassicogethes aeneus, 1449 nucleotides long. The record is from the annotation of a GenBank genome assembly. NCBI's taxonomy places the organism in Eukaryota, Metazoa, Arthropoda, Insecta, Coleoptera, Nitidulidae.
UCUAUUUCUCAUUUUUCGUUUGUUCGUUGGUGUCGUAGGUGUUGUUGUGUUAAAAUACGUUAAAAUGGCUGAUGCUGAUGAUCUUUUGGAUUACGAAGAUGAGGAACAAACCGAACAGACCACGACCGAAACGGCGGGAGCAGGGGACGCCAAAAAAGCCGUUAAGGGUACUUACGUAUCCAUCCACAGCUCCGGUUUUAGAGAUUUUCUUCUUAAACCUGAAAUUUUAAGGGCUAUUGUCGAUUGCGGUUUUGAACAUCCAUCGGAAGUACAGCAUGAAUGUAUUCCACAAGCCGUUCUCGGCAUGGACAUCUUGUGCCAAGCAAAAUCCGGUAUGGGUAAAACCGCCGUGUUCGUGUUGGCAACGUUGCAACAACUCGAGCCUACCGAAAACGUGGUCUACGUACUGGUAAUGUGCCACACGAGAGAGUUGGCCUUCCAAAUCAGCAAAGAAUAUGAACGAUUCAGCAAGUACAUGUCCAACAUCAAAGUUGGCGUGUUCUUUGGUGGGUUACCUAUUCAAAAGGAUGAAGAGCUGUUAAAAAACAAUUGCCCACACAUUGUGGUUGGUACUCCUGGCAGAAUAUUGGCGUUGGUCCGUUCGAAGAAGUUGAAUCUCAAACACCUCAAGCAUUUUAUUCUUGACGAGUGCGACAAAAUGCUGGAACUAUUAGAUAUGAGAAGGGACGUUCAAGAAAUAUACAGAAACACACCUCACGGAAAGCAAGUAAUGAUGUUCAGCGCCACUCUCAGCAAAGAAAUUCGUCCCGUCUGCAAGAAGUUUAUGCAAGAUCCAAUGGAAGUUUACGUUGACGACGAAGCCAAACUUACCCUCCACGGUCUCCAACAACAUUACGUUAAACUAAAAGAGAACGAAAAAAACAAAAAAUUAUUUGAAUUGCUCGAUGUUCUUGAAUUUAAUCAAGUCGUCAUUUUCGUUAAAUCAGUACAAAGAUGCGUUGCACUGGCCCAAUUAUUGACUGAACAAAAUUUCCCAGCCAUUGGAAUUCACAGAGGAAUGGACCAGAAAGAACGUUUAUCAAGAUAUGAACAAUUUAAAGAUUUCCAAAAGAGAAUAUUAGUAGCCACAAAUCUCUUUGGUAGAGGGAUGGAUAUUGAACGUGUAAACAUUGUGUUCAACUAUGACAUGCCAGAAGAUUCUGACACCUACCUUCACAGGGUUGCCAGAGCAGGGCGUUUUGGUACCAAAGGGUUGGCCAUUACGUUUGUGAGUGAAGAAAGUGAUGCCAAAAUUCUAAAUGAAGUGCAGGAUAGGUUCGAUGUUAAUAUUACAGAGUUACCUGAUGAAAUUGAUCUCAGCUCUUAUAUUGAAGGAAGAUAAGUGAAUGAAAGCAGAAUAGAUUUUAUGUGUUUAAUUUUAGUUUUUUGUUUGUUAAGUAAAGUAUUAUCUACUUUAAUGAUUUUAUAAAUAAACUUUUCUUUGUAUAA